Molecule: messenger RNA, 1718 nt
Organism: Vollenhovia emeryi
Lineage: Eukaryota; Metazoa; Arthropoda; Insecta; Hymenoptera; Formicidae
Product: odorant receptor 22c-like
Exons: 9
Coding region: 537-1718 (393 amino acids)
Biological process (GO): sensory perception of smell; detection of chemical stimulus involved in sensory perception of smell
Cellular component (GO): plasma membrane
Molecular function (GO): olfactory receptor activity; odorant binding
Source: RefSeq, a predicted model, not a curated record
AAUUUAUGAAGUGAAUUAUAUGUUAUAUGUAUCUGUACUCAAAAUAGUACAUGUAUAGUAUAAUUUUUCGUUGUGUUGUAUAGUAAACGAAAUAUUUUUGAAGAAUUGUACUUGUUAGAAAUCAUAUACAUAUACAUACAUGAUAAAAUAAAUAUACAUAACAGAGAAUGAAGUACGCGGAUAAGAAUGGCUGAAAUGUGACUCUCGUGCGCAUGCACAACUUUUACAGCAGAACUUUUCUCAUGAUGUUCCAUGAGAAAGAAACAUCUGUUAAAUUUCUUUCUCAUGUUGAAUCGAUUACUUAAUUGCCAAACACAUUUCGACGAUACAGUGUAAAUUGCAAGUGUGCCGAUAUAAAAGCCGUACUCUAUUGUUUUGUAUUAUAAACUAAAUUAUGGAAAAUAGCUUCAAUUGUGCAAUUUUAAAAUUAAUGCUAGAGAAGAGGAAAUAUUGAACAAACUGAAUGUGGUGGGGAUGAUAGGGGAUCUUCGUCCACACUACAUCCCCGUCAGAACUAUUUCAGAGCUAGUAAAGAAAUGAUCAAUAUUGUGGACAGAUUCUUCAGUUUUAACCGAUUACUUUUGCUACUGAUUGGAUUAUGGCCUUACGAAAGGUCCAAAUAUGUUCAACUGCAAUUUAUCUGCGUUUUUAGUUUUUUAAUAUCUUCUAUUAUAUUUCAGCUCACAACAUUUUUGACUUCAAAAUGUACUCCAGAAUUUAUCAUAAAGAUUCUAUCUUCAGUACUCGUUUUUAGUGCUAGUGUCGUAGAAUAUAAUGCCUUUUAUGUUAAUAGUACAGCGGUAAAAUAUUUAAUGGAACAAGUUCAGUGUAUGUAUAAGGAUUUAACAGACACUAACGAAAUUGCAAUCGUGGAAAGAUAUGGAAGUAACGCAAAGUAUUAUGUAACUAGACUUGCAAUGGUUUUCUUUUCUGGCGCAUUUCUUUUUGUGGCUGUUCAAUUGUUGCCAGAGUUUAGAUACUUUAUAUUAUCUGGAAACGUAUCUCGAACACGUCAUCUGCAGAUCUCUACUGAAUAUUUUAUCGAUCAAGAAAGAUAUUUCUACUUAGUAUUUUUCCAUAUAAAUGGAACUAUAAUCUUAGGAUGUGUCGUAAUCACAGCGACAGGAUUAACGCUCAUUACAUACCUUCAACAUGCCUGCGGAAUGUUUAGAAUUGCUAGUUAUCGUAUCGACAGAGCAAUACAAAAUUAUAUAUCAAAAAAUGUUAAACUGCAGAAUGAGAUUCUAGCUCAUAAAGGCAUAAUUCGUGCUGUAAAUAUUCAUCGACAAGCUAUAACUUACUCCACCUAUCUAAUAUCCAAAUUUGAGAUAUCAUUCAUGUUUUUAAUCGCAGUCGGUGUUAUGAGUACAAGCUUAAACAUUUAUCGAGUCUUUCAAGUUGCAUUAUUGGGAUAUAAUAUUGAAGAAUUGUUUAUUAGUCUUGUAUUUGCAACUUUGUGUUUUGUAUAUAUGUUUGUGGCUAAUUUUGUCGGACAACAAAUUAUAGAUCAUAAUAACCACGUAUAUGCCACUGCAUACAAAGUCCAAUGGUAUGUAACUCCUUUACACAUACAAAGAUUGAUACUGUUAAUAUUGCAAAGAGGUAAUAAGAAUUUUGGCUUGUCUGUCGGCGGAUUGUUCACAGCAUCUAUAGAAUGUUUUGCCACGCUAACCAAUGCAUCUAUAUCUUAUUUUACUAUCAUGUAUUCAAUGCGAUAA